CGCUCGGCACAGUUGAGCUUUUUUGCCGCAUGCGCUAACCUGUCCCUAGCUCACCACUUGUACUGUGGUGGCCGUCUUCGGAACCUGUAGGCCAAAAAAAGGGAAAAUUUUCUUUGGACGAGAGGGACCUCUCUGGAGAGCUACUUCUACCUGGAUCCUCCCACAUGUUUUAACUCUCUUCCCUUCCUCCUCCUUCACUCACUCAAUCAUAAAUCUUUAGAGAGACAUCCCACCUGUUUCUUUUCCCACACUCACCGAUAACAUUAACAAUGUCUCCCACAAACGCCGAGUAUGCGCUCUCUGAGUCGCACAAGGAGAUGCUUGAGAAGUCUCUCCUCGACUCCGACCCUGAGGUCGCCUCCAUCAUGGUAUGUCCUACUCAAUUGAGUGUCUUGGUCAUUUCCAGUCGACAAUGACUUACGCCCGCUGCAGAAGGAUGAGAUUAAGCGUCAGCGCGAGUCCAUUAUCCUCAUCGCCUCCGAGAACAUCACCUCCCGCGCUGUCUUCGAUGCCCUUGGUUCCCCCAUGUCCAACAAGUACUCUGAGGGUUACCCCGGUGCUCGUUACUAUGGUGGCAACCAGCACAUCGACCAGAUCGAGCGUCUGUGCCAGCAGCGUGCUCUUGAGGCUUUCCACCUCGACUCCGAGAAGUGGGGUGUCAACGUCCAGUGCCUUUCUGGAUCCCCUGCCAACCUCCAGGUCUACCAGGCUAUCAUGCCUGUCCACGGCCGUCUCAUGGGUCUCGACCUUCCCCAUGGUGGCCAUCUGAGCCACGGUUACCAGACCCCCCAGAAGAAGAUCUCUGCUAUCUCUACUUACUUUGAGACCAUGCCUUACCGUGUCGACCUCGACACCGGCAUCAUUGACUAUGAUACACUCCAGAAGAACGCCAUUCUCUUCCGCCCUAAGGUCCUUGUUGCUGGUACCUCUGCUUACUGCCGUCUCAUUGACUACGAGCGCAUGCGCAAGAUCGCCGACUCCGUCGGUGCCUACCUUGUUGUCGAUAUGGCUCACAUCUCCGGUCUCAUUGCUGCCGAGGUCAUCCCCACUCCCUUCAAGUACGCCGACAUUGUUACAACUACCACCCACAAGUCUCUCCGUGGUCCCCGUGGUGCCAUGAUCUUCUUCCGCAAGGGUGUCCGCUCCGUCGAUGCCAAGACCGGCAAGGAGACCCUCUACGACCUCGAGAACCCCAUCAACUUCUCCGUCUUCCCCGGCCACCAGGGUGGUCCUCAUAACCACACCAUCACUGCUCUGGCUGUUGCCCUGAAGCAGGCUGCCAGCCCUGACUUCAAGGCCUACCAGGAGAAGGUUGUUUCCAACGCCAAGACCCUGGAGAACACUUUCAAGACUCUCGGCCACAAGCUCGUGUCUGACGGCACUGACAGCCACAUGGUCCUCGUCGACCUUCGCCAGCACAGCCUGGACGGUGCCCGUGUUGAGGCCGUCCUUGAGCAAAUCAACAUUGCUUGCAACAAGAACUCCAUCCCCGGUGACAAGUCUGCUCUCACCCCUUGCGGUAUCCGUAUUGGUACCCCCGCCAUGACUUCUCGUGGCUUCGGAGAGAAGGAGUUCGAGCGUGUCGGCAAGUACAUCGAUGAGGCCAUCAAGAUCUGUAAGGAGGAGCAGGCUGCCCUCCCCAAGGAGGCCAACAAGCUCAAGGACUUCAAGGCUCGCGUCGCCAGCGGCGAGGUCCAGAAGAUUAACGACCUCAAGAAGGAGAUUGCCUCUUGGUGCAACGACUUCCCUCUUCCCGUUGAGGGCUGGCGUCUGGAUGCCGGCAUCUAAGAUGCAGUAGACAUGAUUGCUCCUCCAAAGGUCAUCCAUCCCUCAACAUGAUGUGAUGCCUUUAUUCUCCAACACGCAUUUAACAUGGAUGAGGCAAAUGGCGAAACGUUCAACAAGCAUGCAUUUCAUCACGGCGCAGAUACCUAGUUUUUUCUUUUUUUGGUCAGGGCUUUUUUUCAGGUCGGGAUAUAUAAGCAUCCUUCAACACAAGAUGGAAUCGCUGGAAAAAAGGUAGUGGGAGUUGGGUUAUGUUUAUGAUAUCUGAGAUGGUUAUUUCCUCUCUCUAGCUGUUUUGUCAUUGUACCCACUGGGUUGGAAUCAAGACCAGUUGGAAAUGCACUCCACAAUGAGUAGCAUACAGCUAAAUAAAUUCAAUGGCUGAAGCAAAGGACUCCUCGCCUUCUCUGGUUUGUGAAAGUAUUCCGACUUGAGAACAGUAAAAGUUUCGAAUUGGGACCUCAGGCUUGACGCCCUUAGGUCGCCGUUAACAAAACCAGUAACUUCAUGCGUAAGCGGUGAGAUAUGGGCUAGCAAGGUAACAGCACCUUGAGAGUCUUUGAAGAUUCCUGACCGAGAGAAAGGUCAGAGGCUCAUCAUCCAUUAUCUACAUAUUGCAACUGCUGACACAUCACUUGUUUGCUCAACAUCACAACAUUGGGAGCUUGCCUUCAUGUUCAAUCAUCACUUAUUCCUUUAUUUGUUGCUCCUCAACCACAUAUCUCAUUCGGUCCUGGAUCCAAGGCUUUCCAUCUCAUGAAAUGACUGCUUAACCUUUUCGCCACCAGUCCA
This is a messenger RNA of Fusarium odoratissimum NRRL 54006, 2577 nucleotides long. RefSeq names its product serine hydroxymethyltransferase, cytosolic. Gene Ontology annotation, biological process: tetrahydrofolate interconversion; folic acid metabolic process; L-serine catabolic process. The transcript has 3 exons. Lineage: Eukaryota; Fungi; Ascomycota; Sordariomycetes; Hypocreales; Nectriaceae. Gene Ontology annotation, molecular function: serine binding; cobalt ion binding; pyridoxal phosphate binding. Gene Ontology annotation, cellular component: cytoplasm. Bases 526 to 1788 code for a protein of 420 amino acids. The record is from RefSeq and is a predicted model, not a curated record.